Molecule: messenger RNA, 3138 nt
Organism: Emys orbicularis (European pond turtle)
Lineage: Eukaryota; Metazoa; Chordata; Testudines; Emydidae
Gene: SMTN
Product: smoothelin
Exons: 21
Coding region: 1-3138 (1045 amino acids)
Biological process (GO): actin cytoskeleton organization
Cellular component (GO): filamentous actin; microtubule organizing center
Molecular function (GO): protein binding
Source: RefSeq, a predicted model, not a curated record
AUGACGCUGCAUGUUGGCAAGCUGGACAUCGCUCCCAGCCAGAGCCCAACCGAAGGAAGGGACAUAGGGAUCAGAGCUUGCCGCGAGAUCGACAUCCGGAAACGGGGCCUCCCGCGCCCUGGCACGCUGCCCUCGCCACUCCGGCGUCUCCCUCCAGCUGCUGCAGCACCCAGGAUAGGGCCCCCCGCUGCAGGCAGAGAAGCAGAGCAAACUCUGAGGCUGGAGGCCACGCUGGACCUCGCUGAGCGGCGCCAGAUCCGCUCGGCCAUCCGGGAGCUGCGGCGCCAGGAGCUGGAGCGGGACGAGGAGGCUCUGGCAUCCAAGCGCUUCCGCUCGGAGCGCGGCAGCCGCCGGCAGGAGAACAAGGAGAACUGGCUGCGGUCUCAGCGGCUGGAGGAAGAGCAGCAGAAAUCCCUGGUGCUGCUCUCCGGGAAGCUCGACUCCAUCACAGACGUGGAGGAGCUGACGGCUCUGCUGCGAGGAGCCGGCGAGUACGAGGAGCGCAAGCUGAUCCGGGCCGCCAUCCGCAAGCUGCGGGCCAACGAGAUUGAGGCUGCAGCCUCGGCAGGGAGAGCCCACAACAGCCGGAAAGGGGAAAAUGAGCCACUGGCCUCCAAGGGGAAGGAGAGCUCGGAUGGGGGCAGCUCCCGGGCACAGGUAGAGGACCUGGAGGAGCGGGAGCGCAUCCGGGCUCAGAUCCGGGAGCUACGCAGUGAGCAGAGGGAAGAGCCCCACAAACCGGAUGCCCAGGACCCGGCCUCGGGGACCCUGCUGCUCCUGGACCCGCUGCAUCCCCCGCGCUGCUCCUCGUCCUCGGAGCUGGAGCCGCAGCAGAGAGCCGAGCCCCCGGAGCGCAGCUCCCAGAGCCCUGAGCCCGGCCCAGGGGCAGAGCAGCCCUGCGCACAGGAGGGGGACGGCCAGGGGCUCGGCCAGCCAGAGGCAGGGGGCAGUGGGGAGCCCAGCCAGGGCGGGCCAGAGCAGCAAGAGGCACCUGCAACCACGGGCGACAGCUGCCCAGCGGAGGAGACUCGCCGGAGGCUGCCCAGCGACGGGAGCCAGAGCAGCCAGGUCAGCGUCUGUGUCAAAAGCCAAGUGCCCGAGAAGCCGGCCAGCUCUGCCAACAAGACGACGCGAGCUGCACCCACCCAUGAUGUGCCAGGAACCCCUGCCCGCCAGGAUCUCCACCGCUACGCCCACAUGCCGUCUGCGCCGUACUCCCCGCUCCCGGCCCGCAGCACUGAGCCCGCGCGGGAGCAGCCCUUCCAGAGAGCCAACUCGGUGCGGGAGCGCGUCCGCAAGUUCACCUCGGACUCCCUGGCCCAGCCUGGUCCCAGGUCCUGCAGCCAGAAGUGGGAGAGCCCUGGCAAAGGCUCCUGGGUCCUGCAGCAGCAGCUCCUGCGUCCCCAGGGUGCCUGGGGUUCCCAGGCGGGCAGUGCCCAGCGCACAGCAGACUUACCCAGCGGUCCCCGGUGCGGACUCAGCCCGGCGCCACCGGGCCAUGCUGCCCUCCGGGGAGCCAAGGAGGGCUCGGGGGGCCCCCCAGCCAGCAGCCGUGCCGAGCACCACACCUCCUCCACGGAGGCACAGGCUGCGAUGGCUGGGGGCCCAGCCUGCCCUAAAGAGGAGGGCAGCUCUGUGGGGAGGAGCCAGGCUGGCCAAUCGCAGGGCGGCCGGCUGACGUCCCCCCAGAGGCCCAUUGAAAAUGCCGAGGGAAGCUCGUCCGGCACAGAGGAGCCUGGCGCCCAGCACGCUGCCUCUCUGCCCAGCUGCCCGGCCCAGCCCCAGCCUCCUGCCUGCGGCACCAAGGCCAGCGCCAGGGACGAGGACACCAUGAAAACGCUCUUCACCAUCGAGAUCAAGGAUGUCAGGGCCCAGCCCGUCAGCAGCCGCAUCGUGGGCGUGCCGGGCAGCCAGCGGGCAGAGCUGACCCUGGGGCUGCGGAGUUCACCCAUCCGGAUCAGCAGCAGCAGCACCGCUAGCGGCACCGGCAGGGUCAGCACAGCCAGCAAGAUGGAGGCAGAGCUGGUGGAGCAGCCCCAGGUGCCGGUGCCAGAGCCGGAGCUGGAGCUGCCCAAUGGGAUGGAGAAGGCCCAGGCGAGGGAGCCGGAGAAGAGGAGCAAGCUGAGUGCUGAGGAGCUGAGCAGGAUCGAGGAGGAGGACGUGCUGGAUAAGAUGCUGGACCAGACGUCGGACUUUGAGGAGCGCCGGCUGAUCCGCUCUGCCAUGCGGGAGCUGCGCCAGAGGAAGAGAGAGCAGCGAGACAAGGAGCGGGGCCAGCGGCUGCAGGAGGUGAAGAGCCAGGCCGCAGCGGGGAAGACAGGCCAUGCCACCGAGACCACCACCCGGCAGAGCGCCCAGUCGGCUGAUGGCUCGGCCCGCCACACGCUCACCAAAACCGAGCACCUCGUCCAGUCCAAUGACGGCACCAAAACCUCCCGGAUGACGACAGUGGAGUCGAGCUACACAAAGAGAUCGGAGAAUGGCAGCACGUUUGUCCAGACCAAAUCCUCCUACAGCUCCUCAUCCAAGAAGGUGGGCAGCAUCUUUGACCGCGAGGACGAGAGCAGCUCGCGCCAGGGCAGUCUGGCCGCUCUGGAGCGGCGCCAGGCCGAGAAGAAGAAGGAGCUGCUGAAGGCUCAGAUUCUGCCCAAGACGUCGGCCACACAGGCGCGAAAGGCCAUGAUUGAGAAGCUGGAGAAGGAGAGCGGGAGCCCCUCGAGCCCGGCCAUGUCGCGGGUGGCCGUGCAGCGCUCCUCCAGCUUCGGCGUCCCCAACGCCAACAGCAUCAAGCAGAUGUUGCUGGACUGGUGCAGAGCGAAGACCCGGGGCUACGAGCACGUGGACAUCCAGAACUUCUCCUCCAGCUGGAGCGACGGCAUGGCCUUCUGCGCCCUCGUCCACAACUUCUUCCCCGAGGCCUUCGACUACACACAGCUGACGCCCCAGAACCGCCGCCGCAACUUUGAGGUGGCCUUCUCCUCGGCAGAGAUGCUGGUUGACUGCAUGCCCCUGGUGGAGGUGGAAGACAUGAUGAUCAUGGGGAAGAGGCCAGACUCCAAGUGCGUCUUCACCUACGUGCAGUCCCUCUACAACCACCUGCGGCGCCAUGAGUUACGCUUGCGGCAGAAAGAGUUCUAG